GAUCGCGAAAUUCCGAUUCUCCUCCUCCGCCCUUCAAUGGCUUCUCGAAUCGCGUAAUGGUCCGCCAUUGACGUCGACCUUCGCUGCUCCAAUCCAUCCCGAAAGAAGGCAACUCCCCGUCUCCGCCGGAACGAUGGCUCGGACUUCAUUCGCGUCGUCCCUCAGGCGCCUCCUCUCCAGAUCCAGCCCGCCCCCGCGGGUCGUCCCCUCCCGAUCCGUCACCUACAUGCCCCGACCCGGAGACGGGGCGCCGCGCGGCGUCACCCUCAUCCCCGGCGAUGGGAUCGGCCCUCUCGUCACCGCCUCCGUCGAGGAGGUCAUGGCCGCGAUGCACGCCCCGGUCUACUUCGAGAAGUACGACGUCCACGGCGACAUGAAGAGGGUGCCCGAGGAGGUGAUCGAGUCGAUCAGGAAGAACAAGGUGUGCCUGAAGGGCGGGCUCAAGACGCCCGUCGGCGGCGGGGUGAGCUCGCUGAACGUCCAGCUGAGGAAGGAGCUCGAUCUGUACGCCUCGCUCGUCAACUGCGUCAACCUGCCGGGGCUCCCAACGAGGCACGAGAACGUGGAUAUCGUGGUGGUUCGGGAGAACACGGAGGGGGAGUACUCGGGUCUCGAGCACGAGGUGGUUCCGGGGGUUGUCGAGAGUCUUAAGGUGAUGACAAAGUUCUGCUCAGAGCGUAUCGCACAAUAUGCUUUUGAGUAUGCUUACUUGAACAAUAGAAAGAAAGUGAGUGCCGUCCACAAAGCAAACAUUAUGAAGCUAGCAGAUGGUCUAUUCCUGGAAUCAUGCCGAGAAGUUGCCAAAAAGUACCCUGGGAUUAAGUAUAGUGAGAUCAUUGUGGACAAUUGUUGCAUGCAACUCGUUUCCAAGCCUGAACAAUUCGAUGUCAUGGUGACCCCCAAUCUUUAUGGGAAUCUGGUUGCAAAUACAGCAGCUGGCAUAGCUGGUGGAACUGGAGUCAUGCCAGGAGGUAAUGUGGGGGCUGAUCAUGCCAUUUUUGAGCAAGGCGCUUCAGCAGGCAAUGUGGGUCAUGAAAAGCUAGUCGGACAAAAGAGGGCGAAUCCUGUAGCCCUGCUUCUAUCAUCGGCGAUGAUGCUGAGGCAUCUCCAAUUUCCAUCAUUUGCUGAUCGGCUAGAAACUGCGGUGAAGCGAGUAAUAUCAGAGGGAAAGUACCGGACGAAGGAUAUAGGCGGAGACAGCACUACACAAGAGAUCACUAAUGCAGUCAUACAAGCUUUGGACUAAUCCACAAGAUAUCUUCAUCCUUUACACUUCUGGAGAAAUUUGUAGACCCGGCAUGGAAAUCUAUAUUGCCCACAUUCUUGAUAAAAUCUUCUUUUCAAGUUAUUGUUUGGGACUUCACGGUCCUAAAUCCUAUUUGUUUUAUGAAUAAUCUCGGUUAAACAUGAAAACUACAGCAGGUCUUGGUUAGA
Molecule: messenger RNA, 1434 nt
Organism: Rhodamnia argentea
Lineage: Eukaryota; Viridiplantae; Streptophyta; Magnoliopsida; Myrtales; Myrtaceae
Product: isocitrate dehydrogenase [NAD] regulatory subunit 1, mitochondrial-like
Exons: 4
Coding region: 134-1246 (370 amino acids)
Biological process (GO): tricarboxylic acid cycle; isocitrate metabolic process
Cellular component (GO): mitochondrion
Molecular function (GO): isocitrate dehydrogenase (NAD+) activity
Source: RefSeq, a predicted model, not a curated record